AUGCUCAUCCUCAUGCUCAUCCUCAUGCUCAUCCUCAUGCUCAUCCUCAUCCUCAUGCUCAUCCUCAUGCUCAUCCUCAUGCUCAUCCUCAUCCUCAUCCUCAUCCUCAUGCUCAUCCUCAUCCUCAUCCUCAUGCUCAUGCUCAUCCUCAUCCUCAUGCUCAUCCUCAUCCUCAUCCUCAUCCUCAUGCUCAUCCUCAUCCUCAUCCUCAUCCUCAUGCUCAUGCUCUACCCAGCUGGCAGCAAGAAUCACCGUCCCACUCAAAACUCCUUCCCCCUUUGUUCUUACCUCCGUUCCUAUUCCCUCCCCCCCCAUGGCCAUCAGCUAGAGGCGUUCCCAACGGUCAUGCUCUACCCGGCCGGCAGCAAGUCCCAACCAGUAAGCCCCCGUCUCGUGUGCCUCCGUGUGUCCUCUCGUCCUUGCUCUUGCCACCUCGCCCACAUGUUGCUCUUGCCACCUCGCCCACAUGUUGCUCUUACCACCUCGCCCACAUGUUGCUCUUGCCACCUCGCCCACAUGUUGCUCUUGCCACCUCGCCCACAUGUUGCUCUUGCCACCUCGCCCACAUGUGACAGAGAAGACCAGUUGGUGACAGUAGAGGACAGGCUAGUGCGGUGGAAGCACAUGGUGGGCACACUCAGGAAGCAUGCUGGCACUGCACUGCACCUGCCUGAAAACCUGGAGGAGGAGGUGGAGGAGCAGGGAGAGGAGUAUGAGAAGCAGAGGAGGAAGGAGGCUGCAGCGGAGCAGGCAAGGCGAGAAGCAGGAGACGUGAAGGACGAGCUGUGA
This is a messenger RNA of Closterium sp. NIES-65, 789 nucleotides long. NCBI's taxonomy places the organism in Eukaryota, Viridiplantae, Streptophyta, Zygnematophyceae, Desmidiales, Closteriaceae. The record is from the annotation of a GenBank genome assembly.